AUGACGGUCGCCUUGGCCUUCGAGAGCGACGAUGGCUCGCGUGCCAUCGAGAUGCAAGUGCAAGUACAGGAGAGCGAUGGAGUACGCGCCGAAGACUGCGAUCUGCGUGUGUACUACGAUAUUACCCGUACUGUAGAGCAGAUCCGACGUGGUGGAUAUAAGAAAAUCGCGCUGCAAUUCCCGGACUCGCUACUACCGGACGCUUCACAGGUGCAACAGGAGCUUAAGGACGGACUGACCGGCCAAUGGGAGCGCGUAUUUGUGCUUGGUGACACUUCCUACGGCAGCUGCUGUGUGGAUGAAGUGGCAGCGCAACAUCUCGUGGCUGACUGCAUCGUGCACUACGGACGCACAUGUUUGAGUGCGACGACCAAGAUUCCGGUGAUCUACGUGUUUGGCAAUGCAACGAUUGACGUAAAUGACUGUGUGCAACAGCUCAGCGAGUGUAUUGCCGGUGUGGAUGUGAUGAAGACGUUGGUGUUGCUGUAUGAGCCUCGCUUCCAUCAUGCUAGUAACGCAGUCUUCGAAGGUUUAAAGGACAAGUUUACGGAACGGAAGCUGGUGUUUGGGACUAUGAAGACAUUUUACGACCCAGCAGAGAAGGAGAUCGUGUUGGGCAGUGAUAACGUGGAGAUCACUCCGGAAACGUUUGCACUGCUGUAUAUUGGAGCGGAAUCAGCACAUCUCACUAGCAUUUUAAUGCGCUAUAGCACUGUGGACUGCUUCUCGUACAAUCCGAACGUAAUGUCUUCUCGCAAAGAGGGUGCGACGGUCAACCGUGCACUCAUGAGACGUUUUUUCCUCGUCCAACAAGCUAAAGAGGCACAGAUCUACGGUAUUUUGAUGGGCACACUUGGCGUCAACAAGUAUCUGGACGUGGUGCAUGGACUCCAGAAGCUGAUCAAAAAGAGUGGACGCAAGUCGUAUCUGUUUGUCGUGGGCAAGGUCAACGUGCCUAAACUCGCAAACUACGCCGAAAUCGACGCCUUUGUGCUCGUGGCAUGUCAACAGAACACUCUCAUGGACAGCAAGGAGUACUACAAACCCAUCGUGACACCGUAUGAACUCCAACUUGCUCUUUCGCCUUCCGAAGAGUGGGAUGGCCAGUACAAAACCGACUUCAGUGAGGUAAUACCGGCGCUAGAUCAGACUGCUCAAAGCGUAGAGCAAGCUGCCGAUGAUGAGGGUGAAGACGUGGACAAGCCAUUCUUCUCGCUGGUGUCAGGAACGUACAAGACAGCUUCCCACUCGACGCCCGUCGAUCGAGAAGCAACUACGUGUGCUCUCACGGCUUCGGGUGAGCCUGGCGCAUCCGGUGCGUUGCAGGUCAAAAAUGAGCGAACAGAGCUGACCACGUAUCACAGUGAGGCCGCCGAUUACCUCGCUACGAGAGAGUACCAAGGCUUAGACCCACGCAUUGGCAAGACUCCUGCACACGCCGCCGUAGAGGGAAGCAUCGGUAUUGCGCGGGGUUACACUCACGAGACCGAAUAG
This is a messenger RNA of Phytophthora infestans T30-4, 1494 nucleotides long. RefSeq names its product diphthamide biosynthesis protein, putative. The coding region runs from base 1 to 1494 and encodes 497 amino acids. Gene Ontology annotation, biological process: protein histidyl modification to diphthamide. Gene Ontology annotation, molecular function: 2-(3-amino-3-carboxypropyl)histidine synthase activity. Lineage: Eukaryota; Oomycota; Peronosporomycetes; Peronosporales; Peronosporaceae. The record is from RefSeq and is a predicted model, not a curated record. The transcript is spliced from 4 exons.